AUGCCGCUCUCUCCCAAGAUGUACACCUUUGGGUGUGGCUGCUUUGCAGCGCUAGGAUCGUUCCUCUUUGGUUACGACCUCGGAGUCAUCGCUGGUGUCCUCGUUGCACCCGACUUCUUGGCCACGACCGGCAACCCAGAUGCCAACUACACGGGCUUCAUCGCCUCGUCGAUGCUGCUCGGCGCCUUCGCAGGUACCAUCCCCGCCGCUCUCCUCGCCGAUCGCUUCUCUCGACGCUUUGCCAUCUUCAUCUCUUCACUCAUCUUCAUCUUCGGCGGUGCCCUCCAGACUGGCGCUCGCAAUCGCGAGAUGAUGCUGGCUGGUCGCUUCUUUGCUGGGUACGGUAUCGGAUCGCUGGGUAUGCUCGCCCCACUCUACCAAUCCGAGAUCGCAGCUCCCUCCCGACGCGGCGCCCUUACCACUCUCGUCCAGCUGUUCCUCGGCCUUGGCGCCCUGGUCGCAAGCUUCGUCGUCUAUGGCUGCAACGUCAACCUCGAGGGCACUGAAGCCGAGUGGCGCGUGCCUCUCGCAUUGCAAAUGGUACCCGCCAUCCCAUUGGCCACCAUGAUCUUCAUGCUUCCCGAGUCACCUCGCUGGCUCGCCGCUGCAGGCCGCCGUGAGGAAGCUCUCAAGUCGCUCGCACGUCUUCAUGCUCGGGGCGACACCAGUGACACCUUCGUCCUCGCGGAGCUCGCUGAGAUCGAGCAAGCCGUCACCGACCAGAAGCAGAAGGAGGCCAAGUGGUCGCGCUUCCUCACCGACAGGCAAGCUCAGCGCAAGGUGUUCUUGGGCAUCUCGCUCCAGUUCUCCGUCCAGAUGACAGGUGUGUCCGCGCUGCAAUACUUUUCGCCAGCCAUCUUCGCCACCAUGGGCUUCACCGCGCGCAAGACACUCCUUCUCCAGUCCUUCAACAGCAUCGUCGCCAUCUGCGGUGAGGUUGCCUGCGUUCUCUUCAUCGACAAGCUAGGCCGACGACGCCCGCUCAUCGGCGCCAACAUCAUUGCGGGAAUCUGCUUCGUCAUUGCUACCAUCCUGCAAGCUCAAUUCCCCAACUCUGGACCCAACUUCUCGCAGUCGGCCGCCAUUGCAUUCGUAUUCUGCACAUGGCUCUUCAAUCUCGCCUUCUCCGCGGGUAUCGGUCCACUCUCGUGGGCCGUUCCC
This is a messenger RNA of Jaminaea rosea, 1161 nucleotides long. Its product is annotated as MFS general substrate transporter. Gene Ontology annotation, cellular component: membrane. The annotation marks the transcript as partial. The record is from RefSeq and is a predicted model, not a curated record. The transcript has 4 exons. Lineage: Eukaryota; Fungi; Basidiomycota; Exobasidiomycetes; Microstromatales. Gene Ontology annotation, molecular function: carbohydrate:proton symporter activity. Gene Ontology annotation, biological process: carbohydrate transport; transmembrane transport.